ACUAAAUCAAGACGUUGCAUCGCCUGCAUGAUGCCACCAAGUCCCGGCGCAUUCGAGAUAUCAGAACACCGAGCUGACCUGCCUGAAAAUACUGUACUUUCUUGUCUCUUGCAGAACGGCUACAACGUGCUCAACCAUGAGGACGAGAACGGCGUUUUUCAUGCUGAAUGUAGACUUUACUAGUGUCAAACUCAACAGCAUUCUGGGGUUGCUUCUGUACGUGAGUGGCACGAACCAGCUGAAUUGCGGUCACUCCAUCGUCAACCUACUCCUCCCGAUGAUGCUAAGCAACAGGUCCUUGAUGAUUAUGCUUGCUGUGCCAUCGGAACAUGUGUCUAAACGUCGGGCUUAAAUAUGAUCAUCACACGGAGACAGUCCCGUCUUCCUUU
This is a messenger RNA of Desarmillaria tabescens, 389 nucleotides long. RefSeq lists its product as uncharacterized. The record is from RefSeq and is a predicted model, not a curated record. NCBI's taxonomy places the organism in Eukaryota, Fungi, Basidiomycota, Agaricomycetes, Agaricales, Physalacriaceae. The transcript is spliced from 2 exons. The coding region runs from base 137 to 352 and encodes 71 amino acids.